Messenger RNA from Rhagoletis zephyria (snowberry fruit fly), 711 nucleotides. NCBI's taxonomy places the organism in Eukaryota, Metazoa, Arthropoda, Insecta, Diptera, Tephritidae. The record is from RefSeq and is a predicted model, not a curated record.
AUGGGCGCCGGUGCCGGUGAGCACUGCGAAUGUCGCCGACGGGGCACCUUCUGCGAGAAGUUCUGCAACUGCAGCUGCAGCAGCAGCAGCAGCCGAGGCUGCGGCAACCGCUUCGCCGGCUGCCGGUGCCGCCUGGGCGGCUGUCUCACCGGGCGCUGUCCCUGUCAGAUCGCCGGCAGGGAGUGCGAUCCUGAUCUGUGCAAGAUUUGUGGUGCAGCUGAACUGCCGGAGCGUGGAGAACUGGAGCAAAAGAAGCACGAGCAGAAGAAGCAGCUCGUCGGCUGCCGCAACGUGGCCCUCCAGCGCGGCCAGCACCGGCACCUGCUGCUCGGCCCCUCCACAGUGUCCGGCUGGGGCGUCUACCUGAGGGGAGCGGCGGCGAAGGGCGAGCUCAUUUCGGAGUACUGCGGCGAGACGAUCUCCCAGGGCGAAGCGGACCGACGGGGACGGGUGUACGACAAGGGCAAGACCAGUUACCUCUUCAAUGUCAAUGCCGAUCAAGUGGUGGACGCGAAGAGGAAGGGGAACAAAAUUCGCUUCGCCAACCACUCGGCGCUGAACGCCAACUGCGUGCAGCAGGUGAAGCUGGUCAAUGGGGACCACCGCGUCGGCAUCUACGCCCGCCGCCACAUCGAGGACGGCGAGGAGCUCUUCUUUGACUACCGCUACGACGCCAUCGAACGGAUGAACUUUGUCGCCAUUGAGCGCUGA